GGGAAUGGAUGGAGGGAGCUCACUCAUUAUUCAACACUACUACUCUCACUUAAUUACUUGCUAGCUGCUGUUUGUUUCACAUAAUUAAUUAACCAGCACUACUGCUGCUGCUGUUCAUAUACAUUGACUCUACAUCACAUGCAAUAUUACAUUCACAUCUCUCCCACCCCACUACUUCCUCCCUACCUACUACUGUUCCUUCCUUUUUCAAAGCAAACACAUCCAAGUCCAACCAAGAAGAAAACCAAUUAAAAGAGACUAGCGCGCACACACACACACACGCUCUCCCUCUCCCUCUCCCUGUAACUAUAUAUGUAGUACUAUAUCAGUAGCAGUCAUCAGGCAUCUCUUCUAUGAUCUCAAGCGGGAAUGGAUGCAGAUGGACGAGUCUUCAUUGAAGUGAAAUAAUUAUACAAGCCUCUCAUUUCCUCCACUGAUCCGCCAACCAACCUUGCAUCUCUCAUCUCAUCUCAUCUCUUUAAUUCAAUUCUUUCUGUGAUGGAAGAAACAUUCAUCCCCUUCCGUGGGAUCAAGAACGACAUUCAAGGGAGGCUCCUCUGUUACAAGCAAGACUGGACUGGUGGGCUCCGCGCUGGUUUCAGCUAGGAUGAGAUGUGCUCUUCUCUUCUCUUCUCUUCGCAUUUCAGGAUAUUGGCACCUACCACCUAUAUAUUCUUCGCAUCCGCCAUCCCAGUCAUUUCCUUUGGCGAGCAACUGGAGCGAAGUACAGAUGGAGUCUUAACCGCGGUGCAGACACUAGCAUCCACCGCGAUUUGCGGAAUCAUACACUCCAUAAUUGGAGGACAACCUUUGCUAAUUCUUGGAGUUGCUGAGCCUACCGUCAUAAUGUACACCUUCAUGUUCAACUUUGCUAAACAGAGGCCAGAUUUGGGUCGUGAUAUGUUUCUUGCAUGGACUGGAUGGGUUUGCGUUUGGACUGCAGCCCUGUUGUUCUUGCUGGCAAUAUUGGGAGCUUGCUCUAUUAUCAAUAGGUUUACCCGCGUGGCUGGAGAGUUGUUCGGAAUGCUUAUUGCUAUGCUCUUCAUGCAGCAAGCCAUAAGAGGGCUGGUGGAAGAGUUUCGCAUCCCAGAAAGGGAGGAUAGCAGGCGAACUGAGUUCAUGCCUUCAUGGCGGUUUGCCAAUGGCAUGUUUGCCUUGGUGCUAUCGUUUGGGCUAUUGUUAACUGCCUUGAGAAGCCGGAAAGCGCGUUCGUGGCGCUAUGGAAGUGGUUGGGUUCGCAGCCUGAUAGCAGACUAUGGGGUACCGCUAAUGGUAUUGGUGUGGACAGCCGUGUCCUACAUACCCUCAAAAAGUGUUCCGCAGGGGAUUCCAAGACGUCUGCUCAGCCCCAACCCCUGGGCUCCUGCUGCCUAUCAGAACUGGACUGUAAUCAAGGAAAUGUUGGACGUGCCGAUCCUCUACAUAUUUGGAGCCUUCAUACCUGCAACUAUGAUUGCAGUGCUCUACUACUUCGACCACAGCGUCGCAUCUCAGUUGGCUCAGCAGAAGGAAUUCAAUUUGAGAAAGCCCCCUUCGUUCCAUUAUGAUUUACUGCUGCUUGGCUUCCUGACAUUGAUGUGCGGUCUUAUUGGUAUUCCUCCAUCGAAUGGUGUGAUACCGCAGUCUCCGAUGCAUACGAAAAGUCUAGCAACUCUGAAACACCAGUUGCUGAGGAAUCGGCUGGUAGCCACAGCGCGCAGGAGCAUCCAAAAAAACUCAAGCUUGGGACAACUGUACGGUAGCAUGCAGGAAGCAUAUCAACAGAUGCAGACUCCUCUCAUCUACCAGCACCCACCACAUGCGGGGGCUCUGAAGGAGUUGAAAGAAACGACGGUCCAGUUGGCGUCGAGCAUGGGAAGCUUUGAUGCACCGGUGGAUGAAGCCGUGUUUGACGUGGAGAAGGAAAUCGACGAGCUGCUGCCCGUGGAGGUGAAGGAGCAGCGGGUGAGCAACCUGCUGCAAGCCCUGAUGGUGGGAGGGUGUGUGGGUGCGAUGCCCGCGCUCAGGAUGAUCCCAACAUCCGUGCUUUGGGGGUACUUCGCCUUCAUGGCCAUUGAGAGCCUGCCCGGGAACCAGUUCUGGGAGAGGAUCUUGCUGCUCUUCACCGCGCCCAGCAGGAGAUACAAGGUGCUGGAGGAGUACCACGCGACAUUCGUAGAGACCGUGCCGCUGAAGACAAUUGCAGCAUUCACGAUAUUCCAAACGGGGUAUCUGGUGGUGUGCUUCGGGAUUACGUGGGUUCCCAUUGCCGGGGUGCUGUUCCCGCUGCUGAUUAUGCUGCUGGUCCCCGUGAGGCAGUACAUACUGCCCAAGUUGUUCAAGGGGGCCCACCUUCAGGAUCUGGACGCCGCCGACUACGAGGAGGCGCCUGCAGCGGUGAUGAUGCUGCAGGAGGGAGGGGGAGGAGGAGGAGAUCCAUGGGGAUGGGGUGGUGCCGGCAGCAGCAGGCGGGCUUCUUUUGCGGCGGAGGAUGGGGAGAUUCUAGACGGGAUGAUCACGAGAAGUCGCGGGGAGAUCAAGCACAUAUGCAUCAGUCCAAAAGUGACGAGCAGUAGUUCACCAGCAGCAGCAGCAGCACCCAAAGAUGUGAGGCAGCAGAGCCCCAGGGUGUCGUUGUCUGAGAAGGCGUACAGCCCCAGAAUCAGUGAACUCAGAGGAGGAGUCGGAGGAGGGGAGAGGGCUAGUCCUCGUAGGAGCACCGAAGUGCAUGGGGGGAGGCCAUCUAAUUUAGGGAUGAGUCGGUGCAACUCCUCCUCCUCCCCGCCAUCAAACCAACCUCUGCCUUAAUGAAAUCCAAAUCCAAAAUCAAAGCUUGUGGAGGGAUGGGUGGAUGAUGUGUUUUCUUUCUUUGCUUCUUUCUUUCAGCACCAGACUACUACUACUAGGUGUGAGUGAUAGUGAUCCCUCUGCGGUGUGGUGUGUGUAGUAGCGUCAAUUCCUUCCGUAAUCCUUGUGCGUGCUGCCGCAAAUUAACUAACUAAUUAAUUAAAAUGAUGCUGUCAACAACAACAACACUGGGUAGUCAGCCAGCCAUAUGUUUCCUUCCUUCCUUCCUUCCUUAUGAGGGAGCGAGUGGCACCAGCACCAGCACCAGCACCAGCACCAGCACCGGCAGUGGCAAUAGAGUUCGAAGUGAUAAUAAGUGAUUUGAUGAUGCGUUGAUUGUAUGUCUCUGUCUGUAUUGUAUUGUAUUGUAUGUAUCUUUUCCGAAACUCUGUGAAUAUCAUUGCGACGACGACAUUAUCAUUAUUAUUAUUAUUAUUAUUAUUGUCA
Andrographis paniculata is the source of this 3273-nucleotide messenger RNA. RefSeq names its product boron transporter 1-like. Gene Ontology annotation, cellular component: plasma membrane. Gene Ontology annotation, molecular function: solute:inorganic anion antiporter activity. The record is from RefSeq and is a predicted model, not a curated record. The coding region runs from base 613 to 2787 and encodes 724 amino acids. The transcript has 11 exons. Gene Ontology annotation, biological process: transmembrane transport; monoatomic ion homeostasis; monoatomic anion transport. NCBI's taxonomy places the organism in Eukaryota, Viridiplantae, Streptophyta, Magnoliopsida, Lamiales, Acanthaceae.